GCGCGAUAUUGCUGCAGUUAUAUUAUUAGUGGUAUUGUCACCACUCGAUCCGUACCGGAAACACGAUGUGUACUGCGCAUGUGCAGAAAUGCGUCUACUUCUUGUCUGAAGUAUGACGAAACGAUUUAUUCAUACGGCACCGUUGUUAUAAUUCUACUAAUAAUAUAAUGUUAUACUAUAUUCGCGCAUGCGCAAAACAAAACCUGACUUUCCGCACAUGCCCAGUACAAAUCAUGUUUCCGUGUUGACAAAGUAUUCCUGACCACCGUUUAUGAUUUUUUUUUUAUUUUAAUUGCUGUAUUUUCUUACAGCAGAAAAACAAGGUUGUUAGAGGUGAUAUGUAAGUUAUUUACAAAAAAAGUAGUCGAUGCGAUUUAAGCAAUGGAGCCGUAACAGUCAGGGAAGCCCCGCCCUUUUCUCCAGUUACACCCAAUGAGAAAGCAGCAUCGGCGUUUCCAUGACAACACGGCUCUACAGACAACACGAGCACAGUGUCCUGUCUGCUCCACCGUGCCAAAGCGUGUGAUCAUGUCCGACGUGGCGAAGGAGAAGGCCAUCCGGCUGCUGAAGAAGAGAGAGAGCAUGUCGUCUCUGGGCAGUCAGGACGUGAGAGCCAGGAGGGAAGAGCUCACUGUCAAGACCAAGGACUCUAUCAGUAGUGUGUCCUAUAUGGACGAGGCUGGUCACCAUGACGACAACCCUCGUCACGCAGUGCAAAUGGAGAACACAUACCAGCUAGGUCCCUCAAAGCGGUUCCCAGUGCAUGCAGUGAGGGAGAUCCUGAAGGACGUUCUGAGCAGCUACCUGCAGGAGGAGAAGUAUGAACCUGAGCUGUGCAGACAGAUGACCAAAACCAUAUCAGAGGUGGUGAAGGCACGAGUGAAGGACCUGAUGAUCCCCCGCUAUAAGAUCAUCGUGAUGAUCAGCAUCGGUCAGCUGGCGGAACAGAACAUGCGCAUGGCAAGCCGCUGCCUUUGGGAUGCCGCCACCGACACGUUUUCAUCAUACGCUUUCAAGAACAGCUCACUUUUCGCCGUCGCCAAUGUCUACGCUGUGUAUUUUGAAUGAUGCUGGUUGAGAGACACAGCUGAGAGUAGGAGAACCACAUCAGAGCAGAACUGGAGCUCUUCUGGAGUAAAUCCUACUGUUGGGUGUUGGGGAACGAAAGUCAGGAUUGAAAGCUUAUUGUGGAGAAAUGGAAACAUUGUUACUAGAUUCCAACUAUGUGAUGAGAUGGAUGGAGGGAUGGAUGGAUGGAUGAAUGACACCUCUUCUUUCAAGUUCUUUUUUCCUUUUCUGUAGAUGUGUCACUAUAUUUACAUUUUUACAUGAGUACACUGCAGCUAAUGAUGGAUGGAUGGUUGGAUGAAUAGACUGAUGGAUAGAUGCAUGGAAUAACUGAUGGAUGAAUGGGUGAGUAGAUGUCUGCAUGGACAUGUAGAUAUAUGGAUAUAUUUAUACAUGAAAGUAUGUAUCAAUGGGUGAAUAGAUCAAUAAAUGCAUAGAUUAGUGAUAGAUGGAUGGAUCAUUGGGUUAAGGGAUGAAUGGACAGAUGGACUGAUGUGUGUGUGUGUGUGUGUGUAAAUAGAUGGAUGGAAUGAAUCAUGUAAAGUUCUAAACCUAAUAAUAAUUCAAAAUAAUACUUUAAUACUAGCUUCAUGAUCCAUGAGAAAAUUCAGUCAGUCGUCACCAUAACCUUCCUCAUCAUCAUCAUCAGCACACAUUGCUUUAUUGGUCAGUAUCACAGCCUCAUUCAGGUCAUUACACU
Molecule: messenger RNA, 1768 nt
Organism: Hemibagrus wyckioides
Lineage: Eukaryota; Metazoa; Chordata; Actinopteri; Siluriformes; Bagridae
Gene: dynlt5
Product: dynein light chain Tctex-type family member 5
Exons: 5
Coding region: 433-1068 (211 amino acids)
Biological process (GO): microtubule-based movement
Cellular component (GO): cytoplasm; cytoplasmic dynein complex
Molecular function (GO): dynein intermediate chain binding
Source: RefSeq, a predicted model, not a curated record